GGAGGAAAAUGUGGAUGUUUUCUAAUUGAACCGCCUCCUCCAACCCCCCCCCAAAGCUUGUCUUUUCCGUGAUGGAAGGUAUGAAAAAACCCUCAAGAACUGCCACCGUCACAGCCACCAUCAUCAACGCCUUGCUGAGCAACAAAGCCUGUUCACAAAGCUUCCGUCUCUCCAAGCUUUCCUUCUGGUUCGCCCCAACAACUCGCCCUCCCGGUCUGCUCUUCUCCAGCUUCGGUUCAUAGUUUCUGCAAAUCCCAAAAGACUUGGAAAUAUUAAACAUAACAAACAAACAAACAAACAAGAUUCACAUGGAUUAUUACAAUUUUAGCUCAAAAUCUUCAUUUGGGUCGGAUUUCUCGAGCUUGUUCGACCCUUUUAAGCAUGACGUAAGUGGGUUCGGCGGGGCUUCGCGCGGCGGCGCUGCGGCGAAUCUGCCUCACUCUCUUGUCUUGGACAGUGAGAAAGGCGAGCUUGUUAAGGCUCCGGCGAGAGUGGGGAAAAAAGAGGUGCCUGAGGCCAAGGCUUUGUUGGCUUUGAAGAAUCACAGCGAGGCUGAAAGGAGGAGGAGAGAGCGAAUCAAUGCACAUCUCUCUACACUUCGCGGUCUGGUGCCCUGCACUGAGAAGAUGGACAAAGCCACAUUACUUGCAGCAGUUAUCAGCCAAGUGAAAGAACUGAAGAUGGAUGCCCUAGAAUCCAGUAAGGGGUUUCUCAUCCCAGUUGAUGCUGAUGAAGUGAAAAUUGAACCCUAUGUUGCGGCAGGGGAUGGAAACAUAUCUGUGAAGGCAUCCGUCUGCUGUGAAUACCGGUCUGAGCUUCUCUCUGACCUAAGAGAAGCCCUCGACUCCCUCCACUUAAAAAUGGUGAAAGCAGAAAUAGCGACUUUGGGAAACCGAGUGAAAAAUGUAUUCGUUCUCACCAGCUCCAAACCGGGAAGCAAUGAUUCUGAUGCUGAAGCAUACGAACUUCUUGCAAGUUCGGUUCACCAGGUCCUGAGUUCCGUCCUUGAUAAAGCAUCAGCCUCACCAGAAUACUCGCCAAGAACAACGCUGCUGAGCAAAAGGCGAAGGCUCUCUUACUUCGAUAAAAUCGAUACCUCGAGCUCAUCCUCGUGAGAGCAAGAUUUGUAUGUCUUGGUGAUCAAGAUUGUAAUUUCAAAUAUGGAGUUUGUAUUUGUAUUUUCGGACAUGGAUGCGUGGAUAUAUCAAUUAUUUGAGAUAUCUACAUGUACACAUUGUAAUAUAAAACCUCAAUUAAUCUAUAAGGAACAAGGAGGAAAGACAAAGCUCCUUGGAUUGAAAUAUAAUUUUUAUGGAUGUGUGAUUUCAUACACAAAAUUAGAUUACUAUUUUAAGUGACAAAAUUGCCUUAA
This is a messenger RNA of Pyrus x bretschneideri (Chinese white pear), 1372 nucleotides long. RefSeq names its product transcription factor bHLH30. Gene Ontology annotation, molecular function: DNA-binding transcription factor activity; protein dimerization activity. The coding region runs from base 309 to 1115 and encodes 268 amino acids. The record is from RefSeq and is a predicted model, not a curated record. Gene Ontology annotation, biological process: regulation of DNA-templated transcription. The transcript is spliced from 2 exons. Lineage: Eukaryota; Viridiplantae; Streptophyta; Magnoliopsida; Rosales; Rosaceae.